Molecule: messenger RNA, 972 nt
Organism: Komagataella phaffii GS115
Lineage: Eukaryota; Fungi; Ascomycota; Pichiomycetes; Pichiales; Pichiaceae
Product: Cytoplasmic GTP binding protein
Exons: 2
Coding region: 1-972 (323 amino acids)
Biological process (GO): cellular response to amino acid stimulus; regulation of autophagy; positive regulation of TOR signaling
Cellular component (GO): fungal-type vacuole membrane; Gtr1-Gtr2 GTPase complex; nucleus
Molecular function (GO): GTPase activity; GTP binding
Source: RefSeq, a predicted model, not a curated record
AUGUCGACAAACUCCAGGAAGAAGCUCCUGUUGAUGGGCCGUUCUGGAUCGGGAAAAUCAUCAAUGCGGUCGAUCAUCUUCUCCAAUUAUUCAGCAUUUGACACCAGACGAUUAGGAGCAACAAUUGAUGUUGAACAUUCAAAUUUGAGAUUUUUGAACAAUAUGACGUUGAACCUAUGGGAUUGUGGUGGCCAGGAUGUGUUUAUCGAAAACUUUUUGAAUACCAGCAGCCAGAACCCCAAUUCAAAUAACAACAUCUUCAAGAAGUGCGAAGUAUUAUUGCAUGUCUUUGACGUUGAAAGUAAGGAGGUUAACAAGGAUAUCGAAAUUUUUCAAAGAGUAUUGAAGAAUUUGCACCAAUUCUCUCCCAAUGUCAAGGUAUUCAUACUAUUACACAAGAUGGACCUAAUUCAAGUUAAUAAGAGAGAUGAAUUGUUCAAGAUCAUGUUUGACAAUUUGCAGAAAAUAGCAAACCCAUUUCACUUUAAGCUCACUGGAUUCGCGACUAGUAUCUGGGAUGAAAGUUUGUACAAGGCGUGGUCAUCAAUCAUCUGUUCAUUGAUUCCAAACAUUUCCUUCUACCAGCAAAAUCUUUCCAAGAUUAACGACAUACUAAAUGCAAGGGAGAUUAUACUGUUUGAGAAAACCACUUUUUUGGUGAUUUCUUCUACGGACAGGAAACUGAUCACUAAUAACGAUGAAUUAGACCCCAAAAGAUUUGAGAAAAUCUCAAACAUAAUAAAAACUUACAAACAGAGUGUGAACAAGAUAAGAACAAACUUUGAGACGAUAAUUCUUAACGGCAUGAAUACGUCCAUAUACUUGGCAGAGUUGACCAAUAACAUCUUCAUUAUGAUCGUGAUGGAUAAUCAAAGAAAUGAUGACGAUUCAACUGCAAUUGAGGAUGAAAAUUUGAUUUUGGAGGACAUUAAGAUUGCAAGAUCAUUAUUUGAAAAAGUAGAGAACGUUUGA